UUACCCACGCCACGCUCAGGAUAUCUUGUACUGAAAGCUUCACAGUGGAAGGCAGGUCAGACGAUCCAACCGUAAAGGCUGCAACAUGCGCCCGCCACUGCGUGCUGUGUUUCAGCCCCUCAGCGUACCUGACACGUCGCCUGACUCAGUUUUAACGCGCGCAAUUCUCUCGUCCCUUCUGUUUCGCACUCCACAUGAGGCUCGCAGUCAAACUGGACAUUGGGGACAGUACGAUGGCUGGCCGAUAACUGAGCCCGUCCCUGCGUAUGGAGCAAUGGACUUCAGUUUUACUUGAAGAGGCAAAUGGAGAAUCCAGCAAAGUAUCUCUCAUCAGUGCAGGGGACUGACUCUGCGCAGGCACCCCUAGGAGAGAUUAUGUGGAACAGCACUGAAACUGAGGCAAAAAGCGACGGGAGAAGGGAUAUGGUAGCACGUACAGUGACAGGCUGUCUGCUGUCUCUGCUUAUCCUAUGGACCCUGUUGGGGAACAUCUUGGUCUGUUCCGCGGUGCUGCGCUUUCGGCACCUGCGGACCAAAGUCACCAACAUUUUCAUCGUGUCCCUGGCUCUGUCGGAUUUAUUCGUGGCCGUCCUAGUGAUGCCCUGGAAAGCUGUGGCAGAAGUAGCUGGCUAUUGGCCUUUUGGCACUUUCUGUAAUGUGUGGGUUGCUUUCGAUAUUAUGUGUUCCACCGCCUCCAUCCUUAACCUCUGCAUUAUCAGCGUGGAUAGAUACUGGGCCAUCUCCAGUCCCUUCCGCUACGAGAGGAAAAUGACCCAGCGAGUUGCCUUUGUUAUGAUUAGCAUCACUUGGACGUUGUCUGUGCUCAUUUCAUUCAUACCGGUCCAGCUUAACUGGCACAAAGCCAGCAGUGACGACAUGGCUGGGGCGCACAACUCUUCCACAAGUAGGCAGGUAGAGGAAAACUGCGACUCCAGUCUGAGCAGAGAGUAUGCGAUAUCCUCCUCGUUGAUAAGUUUUUAUAUCCCCGUGGCAAUUAUGAUUGUAACAUACACCAGAAUAUAUCGUAUUGCACAAAUACAAAUUAGGAGAAUAGCUUCUCUGGAGAGAGCGGCAGAACACGCGCAAAGUUGCAGGACCAACAGAAUAGAGUGCCAACACCACAACACACUGAAAACAUCGAUUAAACGGGAAACCAAAGUGUUCAAAACUCUGUCAGUGAUCAUGGGUGUCUUUGUGUGUUGCUGGCUACCUUUCUUCGUUUUAAACUGCAUGGUCCCGUUCUGCGAUAGGCCGGCGGCAGAUCGGGAUGCGGGUCUACCGUGCGUAAGCGAGACGACUUUUGACGUCUUCGUGUGGUUCGGCUGGACCAACUCCUCCCUGAAUCCCAUCAUUUACGCCUUCAAUGCCGAGUUCAGGAAGGCUUUCGCCAGCCUCUUGGGCUGCCGCUAUUUCUGCUCCAACACACCGGUGGAAACUGUUAACAUUAGCAACGAGCUUGUGUCAUAUAACCAAGAUACCCUCAUCCACAAAGAAAUCGUGAACGCUUAUGUGAAUAUGAUCCCCAAUGUCGUUGAAUGUAUUGAGCAUGAAGAGACUUUCGACAGGAUUUCACAGUUUUCUCACAACCAUGAAAAUGCCACCGACUCGGUUUGUGACCUGGAGGACUGCGAGGCAGACAUCAGCCUUGACAGGAUGUCACCAUUCACACCCAAUGGAUUACACUGACUCCACACCUCCCCGUGUCUCCCCGUGCGGAACUGGAUGUAUUGAUAAUAAUUUAAUUGUUCAUUCAGCUCUUUUGCUUCGGAAGCUCCUCUCCACAGGGCGCCCGCAGUCAGGUCUCUGAGCUACUGUGCUGCAGCCCUAGCUGCUUGUUGGGGGGUGGGGAGUGUCUAGGAACCCUCUAACGGACACUUAAGCAGGGGCAUGUGUCUGCAGGCCAACCUGACAUGAAAUGUGAUGUUGUCUUGUUCUGAAACAAAUUGAUGUGUAGGUGUUUAUUUAAAUGACAAGUGAAGUCUGUGUUCAUUUGUUCAAGGUUCAGUGUUGCUAAAGCUGUUGUUUACUCAAAGGCUUUAAUGGCAUCAUUGUCUAAUGUUCAUCCACACCGAGGGAAAGUGUUUGUAAAAACUCAUAGAGAACUCAUAAAGAAAACUCUUUGCUGCUUAUUAACUUCAUGUGUAUUCAGUGCUCGCCUUUCCACUGAGUAUGAAAACUGGGGGAAAGCCUUACAGACAGUGAAACCAAGACAGUCAAAUGCAGUCAUUUCAGCGCCUUAUUGCUUAUUCAAAUAACAGCUUUGAGACAUAAAAGGAAUGUGUCCUGUAGAGUUCAAGUUACAUGAUGCCAAAAUGCAGUAUUAAAGCGUUUUGCCACUGCACCCACCCCGGUGACUUUUGCAGCACACCUAGAUGGUGAAAAUCACACAAUCUAAUGCUAUAAAUACAAAAAGGGAAUCUCUCUGUGUGACUAUGAAUCACCAGAGUAAUUUCAACAAUUAAAACUGUUAAUCUUUUUUGUGAUCCUUUAUUUCUUGUUGAGGCCAAAACUACUGUAAUGCAUCUGCUUUGUGAGCCCGACUCCACAAUGACUGGAAUAACUAAACCUAGAAAGAGUGACCAAAGACUUCAAGGAGUGCAUCAGCAAACUCAACAAGGGUACAGUGUCAUGUCAACUAGAGGAAAUGUUGCUAUAGAAGCCUACGUACACGUGAGGCCACUGGGCCAACACAACUGGAUGUCAUACAUAACUUCUCCCACAUUUCUCUCUUAUCUUUGUACUGUACAGAUGACCUGAUCUGAAUGUAUACUACUGUCCUUUAAACAGUGAAGUGUGUCAUUAUUUGUCUAAUAAAAUGCUGUCAUGCUGA
Molecule: messenger RNA, 2830 nt
Organism: Archocentrus centrarchus (flier cichlid)
Lineage: Eukaryota; Metazoa; Chordata; Actinopteri; Cichliformes; Cichlidae
Gene: drd5a
Product: dopamine receptor D5a
Exons: 1
Coding region: 304-1686 (460 amino acids)
Biological process (GO): adenylate cyclase-activating adrenergic receptor signaling pathway; positive regulation of MAPK cascade; G protein-coupled dopamine receptor signaling pathway
Cellular component (GO): plasma membrane
Molecular function (GO): dopamine neurotransmitter receptor activity, coupled via Gs; G protein-coupled receptor activity
Source: RefSeq, a predicted model, not a curated record